UCGAUCGAUCCUAUUUUGUUAAAAUUCUUGAUUAUUAUAAGAUAACAUUUAAACUUCUAAGUUUGUUUUCAAUUCAAACAAUUUAUCUCAACAAAAAGACGUGCUUGUAAAAAUGUCUUACGCAACCGGAAGUAUUUCAUAACCGGAAGUAGGACUCCCCUCCGGUUGGAGACGUGUCGCUAGAAGAAAAAGGAACGAGGUGGGAAGUCGAUCAAGCCCAAAAAAUAUGGCUUCAGGAAUCCCAGGAGAAGCGAUCAGGAUAUUUCUACUAUGUACUGUGUGGUUUACAGUAAGCUCUACAAACAAUGUGAUCACAAAAAGACUUUUGAACAAGUUUCCCCAUCCAGUAACGGUGGCUUUCGUUCAAGUAUUCUCGACUGCUCUGUUUAUGGGGCCAACCCUUGUACUAUGGCGGGUCCCCAAGUAUUCAGCGAUCCCUAAAACCACGUUUUAUAAAUUUAUCGUGCCUCUGUCUUUUGGGAAGGCGCUAGCGGCAGUAUCGGCCUACGUUAGUAUAUGGAAAGUCCCCGUAUCUUACGCUCAUACGGUUAAGGCCACAAUGCCAAUAUUCACAGUUGUUUUAUCAAGAUUAAUUUUAGGCCAAAAACAAACACCUUUGGUGUAUUUUUCUCUAGCGCCUAUUGUUCUUGGUGUCAUGGUCUCCACAGCAACAGAACUUUCUUUUGACAUUGUUGGUUUGAUGAGUGCCCUGCUUGCUACCUUGACAUUUGCUGUACAAAACAUUUUCACCAAGAAGAUGAUGCGUGAAUUACACAUCAGUCAUCUGAGAUUGCUGAGUAUUUUAGCACGCAUAGCGACUGUCAUUUUGCUGCCAAUCUGGGCAUUGUACGAUCUUAGAAAAAUUUUGACGUAUUCAGAUUUGAGUGAAGAAAACAUUCUUUGGUUACUUGUUGUAAUAACCAUCAAUGGCUUCCUGAAUUUUGUCCAAAAUAUGGUCGCUUUCACUGUGUUAUCCCUUAUCACUCCAUUGAGUUAUUCUGUGGCCACAGCAUCCAAGCGCAUCCUUGUCAUCUCUGUCUCUCUCUUCAUGUUACGUAACCCUGUUACCAUUUAUAACUUCCUUGGAAUGUUGAUGGCCAUCUUUGGUGUGUUCAUUUACAAUAAGGCCAAGUAUGAUGCUAACAGGGCAGCACAUCAUCUACCCAUGCACAACAAGGACACUAAACUCCCUACUCCCAGCCUCACAAAUGGGCAUCUCAACCACAUAAACAGCCAUGUGCAUGACAGAAGACCACAUUAUCAUCUUAUAUAGCAGGCACAGAGUAACAGAUUAUAUAACUAGAUACUGAAUUAGUGGGCCAUGGGCCUCUUUCAUUAACAAGAUAAUUUAUUAUUCCUAAACAGGUACUCAAUGGUUAUAGAAGGGAGGGAUAGGGUGUACACAUUGAUAAACAUUAUUACAUGAGAUUCUCAAAAUAUUGCGAUAUCAAAGUUGUGCAAGGUUGCAUGAAAAGUCUGAAAAUAGUAAAACUUUGUUAACGUAAUGUGUUUUGUUACAUUGGAAACAAAUUCGUAUCUCUAAAUAGGUAUUUAGAAACCUCGAAAUUUAGGCAAACCUAGUGCCACAAAAUAUAUGCCUCACAAAAAUGCAAGAUGUUAACCCCACAGGAAUUCCAUGUAAUAAGGUGAUUUACUGUACAUUUAAUGGUAGGCUACUUUUAAGUUUAACAUUUAAAAAUGUUAAUAUGAGUAAUAGGAAACAACUUGUACAGGGAAGUGGCCCGUAGCAAGAAGGAUUUGAAGGACCACCCUCUCGACUGGUCUGCUUCAAAAAAGGACCAUGAUGGAACAUGAAGGUUCUAUUUGUUGGGAUAUAUUUUUUUUAUUUAACCAAAACUCAAGAAGUGCUGCAAGCCAUUCACCUCUGCCGUAGAAUGAUUUUGGUUUCCCAACCAGCGGCGUAGACAGGAUUUUUAACAAGAGAGGGCCCAAAAGGCCCUUUUCUCCUGUAUUUUAGAUAAUGUCUCAUACAUUUACAGUAUUUUUGGCUGCCAAAAGGGGGGGCCCAGGCCCCCUGGGCCACCCCCUGGCUACGCCCCUGCCAACAAACCCAAACCAAAACAAACCAUAAUCAUUUACUGGCAUUUUAGUGUAUGUUGUAUCAAUGGAACGUGUAUUAAAUAUCAGGGGCGGAUCGAGGGGGGCCCCUCACCCCUUUUUCAGACAUUUGGCUUAAAAAUAACAAGAAAUAUAAGGAAAUAUACGGAAGAACAAUAAGUCCGGAUCCACCCCUGAAUAUAGCAAUCAAUAGGUUAUGGGAUAGAUUUUCAUCAGGGCGUGGUUUUAUUGGGCUGUGCUCGGAUUUUAAUAGAAUAUUAAAAGAUAAUAAAGAAAUAAAACGUU
Molecule: messenger RNA, 2364 nt
Organism: Nematostella vectensis (starlet sea anemone)
Lineage: Eukaryota; Metazoa; Cnidaria; Anthozoa; Actiniaria; Edwardsiidae
Product: solute carrier family 35 member E1
Exons: 7
Coding region: 227-1273 (348 amino acids)
Cellular component (GO): Golgi apparatus
Molecular function (GO): antiporter activity
Source: RefSeq, a predicted model, not a curated record